AAAGCCAUGGUGAACGUGAAGAAGGGAGUGUUGGUGACGAGUGAUCCGGCUUUUCGUCAACUUCUGAUCCAUUUGGACGACUCCAGACAGCUCGGAUCCAAGUUCAUUGUCAGGGAACUCGACGAUACGCAUUUGUUCAUCGAAAAGGAGAUCGUUCCAAUGCUGGAGAACAAGGUGGAACAAAUCAUGGAAAAUAUGAAUCCGGAGGCUGUUGACAAAUAAAUCAAGCUAAUUUCAUCUGAAAAUAACUAAAAAUUCGUAUAUUUUGUUCUUAAACCCCAUUUAAAUAAAUAAACAAUUAAUUUC
Caenorhabditis elegans is the source of this 306-nucleotide messenger RNA. It is a transcript of the gene gtf-2H5, whose product is annotated as General transcription and DNA repair factor IIH subunit TFB5. Gene Ontology annotation, cellular component: nucleus; chromosome; transcription factor TFIIH core complex. Gene Ontology annotation, biological process: nucleotide-excision repair; transcription initiation at RNA polymerase II promoter. NCBI's taxonomy places the organism in Eukaryota, Metazoa, Nematoda, Chromadorea, Rhabditida, Rhabditidae. The record is from RefSeq and is marked reviewed.